AUUGCCUCUAUCUCCCUGCCGGGACCCGCGUUGUCUCUAUCUCCCUGCCGGGACCCGCGUUGUCUCUAUCUCCCUGCCAGGACCCUCAUUGCCUCUAUCUCCCUGCCGGGACCCGCCGUUCCCGCGCGUCGCUUCCUGCCGCGGGGCGGGAUGGAGGCCGGCCGGGGCCCGGGCUGCAUCACGCAGGUGAGCUUCGUGUGCCAGCGCUGCAGCCAACCGCUCAAGCUCGACACCUCCUUCAAGAUCCUCGACCGACUCACCAUCCAGGAGCUCACCGCCCCGCUGCUCAGCGCCGCCUCGGCCCGGCCCGCGGACACGCAUGAGGAGGAGAGCUCUCUGGCCGAGGAAGCCUUCACAGAGAACCGGCAGGAUGGCGUCUCCCGGAGGUUCAUCCCACCAGCCAGGAUGAUGUCCACAGAAAGCGCCAACAGUUUCACACUGAUUGGAGAGGCAUCAGAUGGCGGCACGAUGGAAAACCUCAGCCGCAGGCUGAAGGUCACCGGGGACCUCUUCGACAUCAUGUCGGGGCAGACAGACGUGGAUCACCCACUGUGUGAGGAAUGCACGGACACGCUGCUGGACCAGCUGGACACACAGCUGAACAUCACAGAGAACGAGUGCCAGAACUACAAGAGAUGUCUGGAGAUACUGGAACAAAUGAAUGAGGAUGAUAAGGAGAAACUGCAAACAGAACUGAAGGAACUUGCGCUGGAGGAAGAACAGCUGAUUCAGGAGCUGGAGGACGUCGAGAAGAACCGCAAGAUCGUGGCUGAAGACUUUGAGAGAGUCAAGGCAGAGGCAGAGCGGUUGGAGCAGGAAGAAGCUCAGUAUCAGAAGGAAUACUGUGAAUUCAAGAGGCAGCAGCUGGAGCUGGACGACGAGCUGAAAAGUGUGGAGAACCAGAUGCGCUAUGCCCAGAUGCAGUUGGAUAAAUUAAAGAAAACCAACGUGUUCAAUGCAACCUUUCACAUCUGGCACAGUGGUCAGUUUGGCACGAUAAAUAACUUCAGGCUUGGCCGUCUCCCCAGCGUUCCCGUAGAAUGGAAUGAGAUCAAUGCUGCUUGGGGGCAGACUGUGCUGCUGCUGCACGCCCUCGCCAACAAAAUGGGCCUGAAGUUUCAAAGAUACCGCCUGGUACCGUACGGCAAUCACUCAUAUUUGGAGUCCCUCACGGACAAAUCGAAGGAGCUCCCCUUGUACUGUUCUGGAGGCCUGCGGUUCUUCUGGGACAAUAAGUUUGAUCACGCGAUGGUGGCUUUCCUGGACUGUGUGCAGCAAUUCAAAGAAGAAGUGGAAAAAGGCGAAACUCGUUUUUGUUUGCCUUAUCGGAUGGACGUGGAAAAAGGAAAGAUUGAAGAUACCGGUGGCAGUGGUGGCUCUUACUCUAUUAAAACACAAUUUAACUCUGAGGAGCAAUGGACAAAAGCACUCAAAUUCAUGUUGACAAACCUAAAGUGGGGUCUUGCCUGGGUCUCAUCCCAAUUCUACAACAAGUAAGCACUUAAAGAACCCGUCCUGGCAGCCGUACAAGUAACCAUGUGAAGGACCCGUCCUGGCAGCUGCAGGGCAUCUGCGUUCCGUUGGAGAAAGUCAGAUUAAGAUUUCUCUUAAUGUUAACCAGUACAAAAUGUUUACACUACCAAAAAUCCACAAGACACUUUAUUUAAAAUACAUGUAGUAUAUGAAAAAGCAAUAUGUAAAGCUGUCUUGUUGACCUGAACAAAAUAAACAGAAUCAGCUACCAAAUAGCUGCUAAAGUGGUAUUUUGAGGGGGGUUGUAGAUAUAUGUAUAAAUUACCGUUGUUCUGAACACCACUGAGUUUGAUUCUGCUCUGUUACAGCUUCACAAAGAGGUUAGAAAAGCAAAAUGUUAGAAAGAACUGACAGGAGUUCUGCUUAAAGGGCAACUACUGUCCUAAAUAAAGCUUUCUAAGUCCUAUCAGCACUUCUCUGUGCUACUGUGCUUCGCAGGGUUGGAUACUGUUUGAAAUGCUGCUGGCUGUGGUGAUAGCAGCUGCUUGUGAUCCUCCUGUAGGCUGUUCUUGGACAGAGGCGCAAAAGUGAACAGCAAAACGCUGUUCCACACCGACAGUGCUUUCAUCUGGAGUGUGCCGGACACUGCGGAAACAGGCACUGGCCAUGCUGAAUAAAUACCUGCUGUCACAAGGACACCACCAGUGGGAUUCUUCCCUUUUCACAACUCUGGGCAGCUCGCUGGCUUUUGCAGGGUGAAAGCAAAUGGCCUUGAAGCACUGGGAAGGAAGGGAGAUGGUAAAGAGCUGCAGCAGCUGCCCAAGACAACAAUUAAUCUUUCAAAAGGCAAGAAGUGGUGUAAGCAAGCACAGCCCUGUAAUGACUAGGGUGUGAGUGGUUUCCACCACUGUGGCUCCCCCCAAGCAGAACACCACAGACACGAAUGCUUUCUUAGAAUAUGACUCUUCCUAAAGUUUUCU
Messenger RNA from Cuculus canorus (common cuckoo), 2453 nucleotides. It is a transcript of the gene BECN1, whose product is annotated as beclin 1. Gene Ontology annotation, biological process: autophagosome assembly; autophagy; late endosome to vacuole transport. The coding region runs from base 151 to 1497 and encodes 448 amino acids. NCBI's taxonomy places the organism in Eukaryota, Metazoa, Chordata, Aves, Cuculiformes, Cuculidae. The transcript has 11 exons. Gene Ontology annotation, cellular component: phosphatidylinositol 3-kinase complex, class III, type II; phagophore assembly site; phosphatidylinositol 3-kinase complex, class III, type I. The record is from RefSeq and is a predicted model, not a curated record.